Molecule: messenger RNA, 5998 nt
Organism: Danio aesculapii
Lineage: Eukaryota; Metazoa; Chordata; Actinopteri; Cypriniformes; Danionidae
Gene: slc6a4a
Product: solute carrier family 6 member 4a
Exons: 15
Coding region: 1436-3373 (645 amino acids)
Biological process (GO): serotonin uptake; sodium ion transmembrane transport
Cellular component (GO): neuron projection; membrane
Molecular function (GO): serotonin:sodium:chloride symporter activity; serotonin binding
Source: RefSeq, a predicted model, not a curated record
AACUGAGACCUGCAGACUUUUGGCUGUUCACCAGGUUACAUCACACAGCAGAUGACUCUCUAAAAUAAUCAUUUGUUAGAAAGCUUCUUGAUCAUUUUAAUCAUUUUUUAAAACGGCAUUAUUGUUAUUUUGCCAAAGCAGUUUUCCUUGUGAACAUUUUGUAAGACUGAUCACGUUCCAACAAUAGGCUAUAAAAUUGUAUUAUUAUGACUAUUUUGCAUGGAUUUAACACAAGUUUUCCUCUACCAUGGAGAGACGGUACCUCUUUGAACUUUGUGGUCGUAGGAAAUACCCGGGCUUCACGAAAGAUGAAAAUGUGUGGAAAGGCUUUUAAAGAGCUCAGAGGAACGGUACCUUUUUGUUGGCCGUCCCAUGAAACAGUUAUACCUCCGGGUCCUCCUCUCAACAGCGAACGAUUCCAAGAACUCUCUUGUUGAGGGUUGAAAUGGGACGGAGGCUCUUGACUCGAUGUUUGUGUCCUUAAUUCUUUCACAUCCCAAUCUGCCACUGUUUGUAAAGAAGAAAGUUAAAGGGGGAGUGCGUUUGUCACAGAACACAAUCUAAGCUUCUUAUUUCCCUCCUUAAAAAUCUGUUUCACCUAGUUUAAACACCUCCACCCCACCUCUCCGUUUCCCGCCUGCCUUUCAGUACAUUGGACUUGCUGCGGAUUAACCUACUAGCUCAGACAGAUUGGAAAGACUUGCUGUUCUCCACACUGUAAGUGUAUUUGUAGUAUGUCUGUUAGAGAGAUUCUUCAACAAGAGUCUGUGUGUUUUUAAAUGAUUGUAGAAGUUAUUAGGUAAGACCAAGACGGCGUUGUGUUGAGCUUUCAGACUGUAUUUGAUCUGAAUCCUUAGAUGGGUAAACCAAAGAAAACUGGAUGUAUUGGAUCCUCAGCCAAACCUCUUGAUUUGUGUUUGCUUAAGUGAGUGUUUGUAUGAAAAAAAAAGAAGUGCCAGAAAUUGUUUGUAUUGUUACAUGUUCCCUCCCAUCGUGGGCCCUGAGGGAUGCUACAAUAAAGCGUCAAAUUAGCAGGAACUGCAGAAGUCAGCCUGACGCCUGCAAGAUGUUUGGUAGCAGGGCUCAUAAUUAUAUCACAGAGCCUUGUUCUAUGUGUCUACAUCUGAAGCGCCUUAGGCUGACGACCACGAAGCAAGUUAAAGACUCUCUGCUAGAAAGAAGAACAAGUAGAGGAGGAUAAAGUAAGAGAGGGAGAGACAGCGAGAGAGAGAGCAGGGGUGAAAGGGGCGUGUCUUAAGUGCCGGGACGGUGUUGGUCACCACCCAAACGCAGACCCCCACAGAACUGCUCAACCGCAGCACGCCCACUCUGUUCCACCCCUUGCCCCUCUUCUCUAGGCUCUCUAUCCCCUCAUGGGCACGAUAUCAGUCAGUGCAAGAGGACCACCAUCUCAACCUUAACAGCAGUCCUCACCAUGGAAAUGAAAGAAUCGAUGAUGAAUAAAGAGGAUGGGGGAGAGCAGCAGAAAGUGCCGGAUUCUCAGGAGAACGGCAGGCUGGUUGUGGAUAGCGUUCCGGAGAAGGAUCAGAAAUCUGGCUCUGGGCCUGGGCAAGUCUCCAACGGUUAUCCCAGUACAUCCCCACAAAGCCCCAGAGAAGGUGCGGGCACUGGGAUGGACAGGGUCAACACCCCUGGAACAUUUAGGACUCUAGUGGUCCAACAGACGAGCCUUGAUCCACCUAGGGAGACCUGGAGCAAAAAGAUGGACUUCCUGUUGUCGGUCAUCGGGUAUGCAGUGGACCUGGGCAAUGUCUGGCGCUUUCCCUACAUCUGCUAUCAAAAUGGAGGGGGUGCCUUUCUCUUGCCGUAUCUUCUGAUGGCUGUGUUUGGGGGCGUGCCACUGUUCUACAUGGAACUAGCUUUGGGCCAGUUUCACCGCAGUGGGUGCAUCUCCAUAUGGAAACACGUGUGCCCCAUCUUCAAGGGUAUAGGCUUUGCCAUCUGCAUUAUUGCACUCUACAUUGCCUUCUACUACAAUACCAUAAUGGCCUGGGCCCUCUACUACCUCCUGUCCUCUUUUCGUGCAACAUUGCCCUGGACCACCUGCAACAACCGAUGGAACACUCCCAACUGCACCCACUACCUGUCCACUGACUUAAAUGUCUCCUGGACCAACAACUCAAUCUCUCCCGCUGAAGAGUUUUAUGUUCGGCAGGUGUUGCAGGUUCAUCUAUCCCCUGGUCUUCAUCAACUGGGCUGGGUGAGCUGGCAGCUGGCCCUUUGUCUUUUGUUCAUCUUUACUGUUGUCUACUUCAGCAUCUGGAAGGGGGUCAAGACCUCUGGCAAGGUGGUGUGGGUAACGGCUACCUUCCCGUACCUGGUGUUGCUGAUCCUGUUGAUAAGAGGGGCCACCCUGCCAGGAGCUUGGAGAGGAGUUGUCUUCUACCUGAAACCUGAUUGGAAAAAACUUCUAACCACUACAGUUUGGCUUGAUGCAGCUGCACAGAUCUUCUUUUCUCUGGGUCCAGGCUUUGGUGUUCUCUUGGCCUUUGCCAGCUACAAUCCCUUUCAUAACAACUGCUACAAGGAUGCUUUGAUCACAAGCUCGGUUAACUGUUUGACCAGUUUCCUGUCAGGCUUUGUGAUCUUCACCGUGCUGGGAUACAUGGCAGAGAUGCGCCAACAAGGAGUUGAGACUGUAGCUAAGGAUGCUGGUCCCAGUCUGCUCUUCAUCAUCUAUGCUGAGGCUAUUGCCAAUAUGCCAGCUGCAACAUUCUUCGCCAUCAUAUUCUUCCUCAUGAUAAUUAUGCUGGGGCUGGACAGCACGUUUGCAGGUCUGGAAGGGGUAAUUACAGCCAUGUUGGACGAGUUCCCCCACCUGUUGGCCAGGAGGAGAGAAUGGUUUGUGCUUGGCCUGGUGUGUGUCUGUUAUUUGGGUGCCCUCUCCACUCUAACCUACGGAGGUGCGUUUGUUGUUAAACUAUUUGAGGAGUACGCCACAGGCCCCGCUGUUAUCACUGUCGUCUUCCUUGAGGUUAUUGCUGUUUCCUGGUUCUAUGGGACGACACGUUUCUGCAACGACGUACAGCUGAUGCUUGGCUUCGCCCCUGGUCUGUUCUGGAGGGUCUGCUGGAUAGCCAUCUGUCCAUGCUUCUUAUUGUUCAUUAUUGUGAGUUUCCUGGCAUUCCCUCCUGAAGUGAAGCUGUUUGAUUACCUGUACCCUUUCUGGACCACAGUCCUUGGUUACUGUAUUGGAGUUUCUUCCUUCAUCUGUGUGCCUUCCUACAUGGUCUACCAUCUGGCCACCACUAAAGGGACCUUCAAACAGCGUCUGCUAAAGGGUAUUACCCCAGAGGCUCCGGGCUCCAGUGGCCCUCAGAGAGACACAAUUGUCAUUACCAACGCCGUGUGAUGCAUUUGGUCCUCUGCUGGACAUGUAGCACAAACACAGGGGACCCGUGGCCCCUUUAAGAGCCCCGGUCGACCUCCCUUCACACCUCACCCAAGAGGAGUCUGCUACCUGUAUUGUGUGACGGUGAGGCCAGGUCUCCAAAUACAGCCGUUGCUUCAUUUGUAUUUUUGCCAUCCACUAUUCAUGAAUAUAUGUACACUACCGUUCAAGUUAGGGAUCAGUGAGAUCAAAUCAGUUCAUUAGAAUGAUUUCUAAAGACUGCUGUAAAUUCAGCCUUGCCAUCACAGGAAUAAAUUACAUUUUAAAUUUCAUAAAAAGUUUAAAUUGCAAUAAUGUUUGACAAUAUUACUGUGCUUCUGGUUGAAUAAAUGCUGAGGCAUUUUAAAAAUCGUACCGACCCUAGUCUUUUGAACGUUAGUGUAUAGCUGUUCAUUGAAGUUUACUUUAUGAAGAUAUACAAUUUUUAAAGAUUGUUUUUCUACAAUCAUUUGUUUAAAUUCUUUCCAAGUAUACAAAGAUUGUUAUGGUUUUGUGACCACUUACAAGUAUAUUUUGAAACGACAUGCAUUUGCAUAAUGCCAAAAAUUACUUUUUUUAAAUUUUGUUUCUUUAUUGUUGUGACAGCAAUUCAAAGAAGCUGUUUGUGGAUGAGGGACUGAAUCCAUCAAUAAUUGUGAAUAUACUGUCUUUUUUCUUUCCUUUUUUUAAUAUGUGGUAAAUAUUAUUUUUUUUACAUUUCAGAUGUGGGAAGGGUAAAUGUAGGACUGUUACAGAAAGAAAUAUUUUUUAUGACGGAAGCAAGGACCAAAUCAUUCUAUUAAGUUUGUUUUAUUGCACAGGUGUGUUUGUGUGUGUGAGAGUGAAUGUGUGUACAUCUAUGACCACCAUGCCCAUAUACAUGUAACAGAUUUGAAGUGUUUAGCCUACUUUUGGUAGAUAUGAACCGACUGUUGGGCAUGUGUAUUUAUUUGUGGGACAUUUGUGGCAUUUAAUCCACAUAAUGCUUAUUUGCAACUGGAACUCUGUCUGCCUACCCAGUUACCAUUGACAUGUAGCAUUUACAGGGAUGGGACCAAAUGUAAAAGUAUAAGAAACGUUCUUUGAAUCAACCACUAGCACACUCCUCAUUAGCCCCUUUUACAGACAAGUCUGAAAGUCAAUUGCUUUUCAGUAAACACAAAUGUGCUUUUCAUAUAAGCAAGUGUUCUUGUUUAAUGUUAAGAUUAGCAUGUUGUUAACAUUCAGAAGUAAAAUACUGAUAAACUGUGAUGUCAGUCUUUGGAAAUUACCUUUAUACGCUGCGCUGUUUUCUUCAUCCAUUUGGAUAAGAAAUAUGGAAUGUGAUCAAGGCCAAAAAUCGUCAACUGAAAUGGUCAGCACUGUCAAACUGCAUAUUUCAUCUACAGUUGAAAUCAAAAUUAUUAACCCCCUUUGAAUUUUUUUCUUUUUAAAAUAUUUCCCAAAUUAUGUUUAACAGAGCAAGGAAAUUUUCACAGUAUGUCUGAUAAUAUUUUUUCUUCUGCAGAAAGUCUUAUUUGUUUUAUUUCGGCUAGAAUAAAAGCAAUUUUUAAAAAACAUUUUCAAGUCAAAAUUAUUAGCCCCUUUAAGCUAUAUUUUUUUCGAUAGUCUACAGAACAAACCAUCGUUAUACAAUAACUUGCCUAAUUACCCUAUCCUGCCUAGUUAAUCUAAUUAACCUAGUUAAGCCUUUAAAUGUCACUUUAAGCUGUAUAGAAGUGUCUUGAAAAAUAUCUAGUCAAAUAUAAUUUACUGUCAUCAUGGCAAAGAUAAAAUAAUUCAGUUAUUAGAAAUAAAUUAUUAAAACUAUUAUGUUUAGAAAUGUGUUGAAAAAAUCUUCUCUCCGUUAAACAGAAAUUGGAGAAAAUAAUAAUUCAAGGGGUUUAAUAAUUCUGACUUCAACUGUAUUUGGAUGAAAAAUGUGGAAGGUGAUUAGGGCCAAUGUCUUUAAAUUACAUGCAUUAAAUAUAAGCAUAAUAAUAAGCAUAUAAACAUAAGUGCACACAGUUUGGCAACAUCAAAUACUGUUGUAUUUUAUAUUGUAUUGGCAUAUGUUGACAUAAUGGCAUGAUUAAACACAUGUACAACAGCAUCAGACGUUGUAAUUGCAUACUAAGUAAAUAUAAGACAUCAAAUCACCUUAAAAAUUAGCACCUCAACACAGUCAAACUGUAUGUCUACUCAUACAUAAUAAAUAAAAUGAUACAAAACAGCCGCUGUAUUACUGUGAAGCUGAUCGGUGCCAAAAGUUUUUAAACAAAACAUGACAUUUUAUUAUCAACAUUCACAUUUUGACCAUUUUAAUUAGUCAAACACGACAAUAACCAAUGAUUUUUCUGUAUUUGAGGCCAUUUUUGCAUAUAUAUGAUAUGAUGGUACGUUGUGAUGUUAUGUAUACAUACACACGUGUAAUUUAUGUAUACAUAUGAGGAAUAUGAAAAAUGAGCCACAAGUAUUUCACCUAAACAUAAACUGAUUAAUUAUUGGUUUAUGUUAUGUUUAAUGUUCAUUUACCACAUAGGUGUCAAAGUCAAUUCCUGGAGGGCCGCAGCUCUGCACAGUUUUGCUCCAACCCUAAUCAAACACAGCUGAUCCAAAUAAUCGAGG